GUGACCUCCCUCCGCUCCCCGCAGCCUGAAGCUGGCCGACAACCUGGACACGCUGAGCGCAGCCGCUGCCAAGCUGCGGGAGGACAUGGCCCCCUACUACAAGGAGGUGCGGGAGAUGUGGCUGAAGGACACGGAGUCCCUGCGCCAGGAGCUGACCAAGGACCUGGAGGAGGUGAAGGAGAAGAUCCGUCCCUUCCUGGACCAGUUCUCCACCAAGUGGACAGAGGAGCUGGAGCAGUACCGCCAGCGCCUGGCGCCCGUGGCCCAAGAGCUGAAGGAGCUCACCAAGCAGAAGGUGGAGCUGAUGCAGGAGAAGCUGACCCCGGUGGCCGAGGAGGUGCGGGACCGCCUGCGCGGGCACGUGGAGGAGCUGCGCAAGAACCUGGCGCCCUACAGCAGCGAGCUGCGGCAGAAGCUGAGCCAGAAGCUGGAGGAGAUCCGGGAGAAGGGCAUCCCCCAGGCCGCCGAGUACCAGGCCAAGGUGGUGGAGCAGCUCAGCAACCUGCGCGAGAAGGUGACGCCCCUGGUGCAGGACUUCAAGGAGCGCCUCACCCCCUACGCCGAGAACCUCAAGACCCGCUUCAUCGCCCUCCUGGACGACCUCCGCGUCUGUCCCAGCCCUUCCUCACCCCGCAGUGCACGCUCCUCCUCGCCGCCCCCCCAAGUGACGCCGCCACAGCCGUCUGCUUCAGCGCCACUUUAUUGCAAGAACCGCGACAGUGGGUAG
Molecule: messenger RNA, 727 nt
Organism: Aptenodytes forsteri (emperor penguin)
Lineage: Eukaryota; Metazoa; Chordata; Aves; Sphenisciformes; Spheniscidae
Gene: APOA1
Product: apolipoprotein A1
Exons: 1
Coding region: 86-727 (213 amino acids)
Biological process (GO): lipid transport; lipoprotein metabolic process
Cellular component (GO): extracellular region
Molecular function (GO): high-density lipoprotein particle receptor binding; lipid binding
Source: RefSeq, a predicted model, not a curated record